Messenger RNA from Ctenocephalides felis (cat flea), 1734 nucleotides. Its product is annotated as protein dachsous-like. The record is from RefSeq and is a predicted model, not a curated record. Lineage: Eukaryota; Metazoa; Arthropoda; Insecta; Siphonaptera; Pulicidae. Gene Ontology annotation, biological process: homophilic cell-cell adhesion. Gene Ontology annotation, cellular component: plasma membrane. Gene Ontology annotation, molecular function: calcium ion binding.
AUGGCGCUGCUGCGUUUGCUCUUUCUGUUGCUGUCGCCGCUGGUAGGCGCGGUGACCGAACAAGUCAGAGAACUCGAAAUAUCCGAAGCCGUACCUGUAGGAACCAGGAUCGGAUAUAUCAGCGACGGAGGCAGUCAGGCUCCAGGACCCCCUUACCAUGUACCAGUGCCUGGAAACGCAGUGGACUCAGAUCUCUCCAUCGAGCACACUACUGGUGAAAUCAGGACUAAAGUGCCAUUAGAUCGUGAAACUCGAGGAUCGUAUUCUUUAGUGGCAAUUCCUCCCAGUGGAGACAACAUUCGAGUGCUAGUGCGAGUGCUCGAUGAGAACGACAAUGCGCCCAAAUUUCCUUCGCCCACGAUGGAUAUUGAGUUUCCUGAAAAUACACCGCGUGACGUAAAAAGAACGUUGAAUCCUGCGAAAGAUCCUGAUUUAGGUGUUUUUAAUACACAAAGAUACAACAUAGUCUCCGGGAAUGUGAAUAACGCUUUUAGGUUAUCCUCUCAUAGAGAGCGAGAUGGUGUCUUAUAUCUGGAUUUACAAAUAAACGGAUUUUUAGAUAGGGAAACGACUUCAUCGUACACCUUAGAAAUAGAAGCGUUAGAUGGUGGAAGCCCACCUUUGAGAGGCGUAAUGACGGUCAACAUAACAAUUCAGGAUGUAAAUGACAACCAGCCAAUUUUCAACCAAAGCAGGUAUCAUGCCACUGUGCCCGAGAACGCUACUGUAGGUACAACCGUUUUGAGGGUAUCUGCAACGGAUGCAGAUGCUGGUGAUAAUGGUCAAGUAGAAUAUUCAAUAAACAGAAGACAAAGCGACCGAGACAGUAUGUUUCGCAUCGAUUCAUCUACAGGAAUGAUCGUGGUCAAUAAGCCCUUAGAUUUUGAGACAAAAGAACUCCACGAAUUAGUAGUCGUGGCCCGUGAUCACGGUCUGCAACCUUUAGAAACCACAGCUUUCGUUUCCAUUCGCGUAACAGAUGUCAACGACAAUCAGCCGACCAUAAACGUUAUUUUUCUCAGCGACGAUGCAACGCCAAAAAUCUCCGAAUCUGCACAACCCGGCGAAUUUGUAGCUAGAAUUUCUGUGAACGAUCCGGAUUCUAAAACGGAGUACUCUAAUAUAAAUGUGACAUUGUCUGGCGGCGAUGGUAGAUUCGGUUUGACGACGCGAGAUAAUAUUAUCUAUUUAGUGAUUGUAUCCUUACCGCUGGACAGAGAGUCAAAACCGGACUACACGCUGAACGUCGUCGCGACUGACACGGGAUCGCCUCCUUUGCACGCAUCGCGGACAAUUCAUCUAAAAGUCACCGACAUUAACGACAACGCGCCCAUGUUCGAGAGCGCAGUCUACCGCGCCGAUGUAAUGGAAACGGCAGAGAUCGGAGCGUCGGUGAUUAGAGUGACCGCCUAUGAUAAGGACGAGGGUGACAACUCGGAUUUAGUGUACGAACUAAUAGAUUCGAGCGAAUCGGCCAAUGAUUGGUUUGCAAUUGAUUCGAGAACGGGAGUGAUAAGCACGCGGUCGAGAAUUGAAUGUGAAAUUAACCCCGAGCCAAAGUUAACAGUGGUUGCCAAAGACGGUGGAAGACCUCCCUUGUCAUCCACCGCGGUUGUGUUAGUGACAGUGCGUGAUGUGAAUGACAACGAGCCGGUAUUCGACAAGACCUUCUACAAUAUCUCGGUGCCGGAAAACGAGCCAAAAGGACGCUGCAUUUUAACGGUGAGUCUUUAA